Acanthosepion pharaonis is the source of this 684-nucleotide messenger RNA. The record is from the annotation of a GenBank genome assembly. Lineage: Eukaryota; Metazoa; Mollusca; Cephalopoda; Sepiida; Sepiidae.
AUGAAGACCCAUCUAAGCACAAUGCUCCUUCUUCACAGCAUAUCCUCAAACUCAACCAGUGAAAUAAAUCAGAUAAGUAAUAGUAGAGUGUGUGUGUUUUUUUCUCUCUCUCUCUCUCUCUCUCUCUCUCUCUCUCUCUCUCUCUCUCUCUCUCUCUCUCUCUCUCUCUCAAGCAUGACUCGACAUUUCUUCCUCUGUCUCUGUCUCUGUCUCUGUCUCUCUCUCUCUCUCUCUCUCUCUCUCUCUCUCUCUCUCUCUCUCUCUCUUGGUAUGAUUAGCCUUAUAUGGUAUUGUCUGUCUAUCUAUCUGUCUGUCUGCCGGCGUGUCUGUCCUUUCAUAUGUACCAUCAGUUUGUUCAUAUUUAUUUAUUUAUUUAUUUAUUUAUUUAUCUAUCUAUCUAUCUAUCUAUCUACUAUUCUUUUUUUUUCAUAUUUUCUAUUUGAUUACAUUACUAGUUUGUUUUCGCUGUCCUCUUUAUACUUGAGUCCAACGAGUGUAGUUGGUGAUGAUUUAUUUCUAUCGCUAAGAGUACAUCAUUAUAAUAGAUCAAUAUGUGAGCUUGUAGAUGCUAUUAAAAAAAACGACGGUACCAACCGAUAUCCAAUCUACCAAACUUCUUUUGAACUUCCUUUGCGCAUUUUCCCGCUUCUCGCACCUUAUGUAACGGAUGACAUUUAUUUUUAG